This is a messenger RNA of Dentiscutata erythropus, 942 nucleotides long. The record is from the annotation of a GenBank genome assembly. NCBI's taxonomy places the organism in Eukaryota, Fungi, Glomeromycota, Glomeromycetes, Diversisporales, Gigasporaceae.
GCUUGUCCUUCUUUUAAUAUUUCAUCACAUCGUACUCUUUCCAAUUUACUUCUUGAUAAAGAAUACACGAAUCUACAAUCAAAUGUUAACAAGUCACCAAUAAUUAAUUAUAUGAUUACUACACCUGAUCUGAUUUUUUAUAAAUUGGUUUGUACUAAAGAAGAACAUCACACUGUGAAAAAUAUAGCUAAAGGGAUUGAAAAUGUAAUGCAUGAAAUUAAUAUUGAUAAGUUUUUACAAAAAGAAAUCUACAGUUUUGAAAUUGCUUUUGUUUUAACCAUCAAUACAAGAUGGAUAUCAACGUUUGAGUGUCUUGAUCAUGUUUUACGAACACAAGCUGCAAUUUAUGCUAUAUUAACUGAAAAUAGCAUUGAAUUAGACAAAAAUAUUGAAGCAAUUAUUGUAAAUUAUACGUUUUGGGUAGAUCUAAAAAGACUUCAUGAUUUUUUAGAACCAUUCAUUAUUUUUAUACGUCAAUUAGAGAUAGAACUUUGUGACGUUACAUUACAAGCAACUAAAAAUCGAUGUGUUAAUUUUUUAUACAAUCCGGCAAUUAUAGUUGCAUAUAUGCUUAAUCCUAGAUAUCGUGGUAAAGAUCUUGAUCUCCAAAUAUGGGCGGAUAUAAUAAAUAAUAAAGUGAUUCAAAUUGCAGGAGUUGAUAAUAAAAUUCAAGUAUUAGAUGAGUUAGCAGAAUAUAUUGGAAAAUCAGCAAAUAAGCUUGUCUAUAUUUAUUGGAAUACACAAAUUCUCCGUCAGUUGGGAAGAUCUGUAUUAAUUAACAAUCCACAAGAAACAUCUGUUAAUUCAGAUAAUCAAGAACUUGAUAUUAAUGUAGAUAAUGAUGAAAAUGAAGAGCUUAAUAAAAACUUUAUCAAUUUUUCUAAUUGGCUUCUUAAUACAUUCGACAACUGUGAGUAUGAAUUUGAUAAUUAUUCUGAGUAA